Messenger RNA from Linum tenue, 1892 nucleotides. The record is from the annotation of a GenBank genome assembly. Lineage: Eukaryota; Viridiplantae; Streptophyta; Magnoliopsida; Malpighiales; Linaceae.
AAUCAUACAGCUUGUUUUCUUCAUUGAAGUUGCCAUCUUUUCCUGAGCACGUUUCUACUAUCGAUCUACUUCUCCUCUGCUAGUCAAGCGGGACAGCUAGUGUUGCAAGAUCAUGCAAAGAGUGAAUUUCAACCAACUAAUCUUUCCCCUUUCACCAACUUGCCCAAGCAUGUCAAAACUAAUUUUAUAUCAAACUGGUUCGGAUUUCAAGCUUUACAUUUGUUGUUGCAUUCAUCUUAAUCAACCUUGCAUAUCACUGAUCUCUGUUUACCAAUUCAAGUAUCAUCCAAUGGAAGAUGAAAAGGGUCUUGUAUCCAUGUUCCUCAUCGUAGCUUGUCUCUUUGUCUCGUGGGUUUUCGUGCACAGAUGGAACCAGAGGAACAAGAAAGGUCCAAAGACAUGGCCGAUCUUUGGAGCAGCCAUUGAGCAGCUGAUGAACUUCGACAGGAUGCACGACUGGCUUGUCAAUUACUUGUCCGAAUGUCAGACUGUCGUGGUUCCAAUGCCAUCCACAACAUACACUUACAUAGCUGACCCUGCAAGUGUUGAGCAUGUUCUCAAGACCAACUUUGCUAACUAUCCAAAGGUAAAACAGAAAAGAAUGACCAACUUUUCACAUUUCUUCUGCAGCAAUCAUUUUUGCAGGUACUUACCGUUGAUACCACUGUAAAAACUAGGGAGAGACGUACCAUUCAUACAUGGAAGUUCUGCUUGGAGAUGGGAUAUUCAACGUCGAUGGAGAGCUCUGGAGGAAACAAAGGAAGACAGCUAGCUUUGAGUUUGCUUCCAAGAACUUGAGGGAUUUCAGCACAGUUGUCUUCAGAGAGUACAGCCUCAAACUCUCUGCUAUCCUCACUGAGACUUCUUCCCACAAUCAAGUAGUAGAUAUGCAGGAACUUUUGAUGAGGAUGACACUGGAUUCAAUAUGCAAAGUUGGGUUUGGAGUCGAGAUAGGAACUCUGGCACCCGACCUGCCGGAAAACCAGUUUGCGCAGGCUUUCGAUACUGCAAACAUCAUCGUAACGCUUCGGUUCAUCGAUCCAUUGUGGAGGAUAAAGAAGCUGUUCAAUGCAGGCUCGGAAGCUCUACUCGACAAGAGCAUAAAGAUAAUCAAUGAUUUCACGUAUUCUGUAAUCAGAAGAAGGAAAGCAGAACUUGAGGAAGCUCAAAUGCGACAGAUGAAACACGACAUAUUAUCGAGGUUCAUAGAGCUAGGCGAAGACCCAGAGAGCAAAAUGACAGACAAAAGCCUAAGAGAUGUUGUUCUCAACUUUGUGAUAGCCGGUCGAGACACGACAGCCACAACUCUCUCAUGGGCUGUGUACAUGAUAAUGACACAUAGCCAUGUAGCCGAGAAGCUCUACAUGGAACUCAAGGCAUUUGAGAAUGAGAGAGCAAACAAGCGUGUGAAGCAGUAUGCAGGGCUUUUGAACUAUGAUUCAUUAGGGAAACUGCAUUACCUCCAUGCAGUGAUUACAGAGACACUUCGGCUUUACCCCGCAGUCCCUCAGGACCCAAAAGGGAUCCUAGAGGAUGAUGUGUUGCCAGAUGGUACUAAAGUGAAAGCCGGAGGCAUGGUGACUUAUGUGCCUUAUUCCAUGGGAAGGAUGGAGUACAACUGGGGAUAUGAUGCAGCUUUGUUCAAGCCAGAGAGAUGGCUGAAAGAUGGGUUGUUCCAGAACUCGUCUCCUUUCAAGUUCACAGCAUUUCAAGCUGGACCAAGAAUCUGCCUUGGUAAAGACUCUGCAUAUCUCCAAAUGAAGAUGGCACUAGCCAUUUUGUGCAGGUUCUUCAAGUUCAGUUUGGUGCCAAAUCACCCAGUUCAAUAUCGAAUGAUGACCAUUCUGUCGAUGGCACAUGGCUUGAAGCUGAAAGCAGUCAGAUGCUUAUAA